AUGGCCAAAAGCAAAGGGCCGUCAAAACACUCCCGCGCCGCCCGCCGCGCCACAUCGCCCUCCAUCGACACAGACAAGUCCCUCAAGGACAUGCCGCUCCCGAAACGCACCACGGCCAUGACGCCGAGGCCUUCGGUGCUCGCUGUUCACCGCGCAGCCGGCGUUUCGAAAAAGGUCAAGCCCGCGCGCAAGUCCCGCAUGACGAGCAAGAUGCGCAAACGACACGAAAGGGGACUAGAGAUGGCGGAAGCCGUUACAGAGAGGACAGGCAAGAAGAUUGAAAGGAGCAUCGGGCGGGCGAAGGGCGUCCAGAGGAGGAGCCGGGCCUGGGAGGACAUCAACAAGGACGCCGUGGGAGGGGGCCAGGCGGAUGCACCGAGCGGCGGGAGUCGCUUCGGGGCGCUGAUGGAGGACGAGGCUGCUGACGACCACGACGAGAGCGACGGGCCUGGGGACGACGGGGACGGGUUUAAUCCGGCCAACCCGGGGGCCGGCACGGCGGCUGCUGAUCUGGACGAUGACGACGAUGACAUUCUAUGA
Metarhizium album ARSEF 1941 is the source of this 540-nucleotide messenger RNA. RefSeq names its product Ribosome biogenesis protein Alb1. The transcript is spliced from 2 exons. The record is from RefSeq and is a predicted model, not a curated record. Lineage: Eukaryota; Fungi; Ascomycota; Sordariomycetes; Hypocreales; Clavicipitaceae. Gene Ontology annotation, biological process: ribosomal large subunit export from nucleus. Bases 1 to 540 code for a protein of 179 amino acids. Gene Ontology annotation, cellular component: nucleolus; preribosome, large subunit precursor.